Teleopsis dalmanni is the source of this 1384-nucleotide messenger RNA. Its product is annotated as GATA zinc finger domain-containing protein 14-like. The annotation marks the transcript as partial. NCBI's taxonomy places the organism in Eukaryota, Metazoa, Arthropoda, Insecta, Diptera, Diopsidae. The transcript is spliced from 3 exons. The record is from RefSeq and is a predicted model, not a curated record.
AUGCCUGAUCUCGUACCAUUCGUAAAGUAUCGCGAAGAAGUAUAUAAAGAGCUGCAGCCAAAAAAAGAGAUUUCUAGCGAAAGGAACAUAGUUCAUGCAUAUGUUGACAAUCAUGAAGAUCCAAAUAGCAAUAAUCACAAUGGUCAACCACAACAUGAUCAGCUUGGUCCGAUGACUCGAAAACAUUUUAAUAACAAUGAACAGUACAAUGAUUCUAAACGAUAUGAUCAAAGUAAUAGAUUGCAGGAAUCCAAUGUUGUUCAACAAAAGUGGGAUCGCGAAGCUGUUAAAGAUAAACUUAUUGAUAAACAAUAUGAAAAAGAUUUUAGUUGUGAUCCACAGUAUCCUGGUAUUGAUGCUCAAUCUUUACGAUGUGACACAAAACUUGAUAAUGUUUCUGAACAAAAUAAGUGGGAGAAUCGUCAAGAAUUUAACAAAGGCGGUGACAUACUAAGUAGUAAACAAUGUUCAAGUUUUCGAACAUCUAGUACUAAAUAUAAACAACGUCAUGAUUACGAUGAAAUGGGUACUACUAAUGUUCAAAACCCUUUAAUUUAUAAUGAACAAUGUAACAAAUCCCAACAAAAUUAUAAAAACAUUGACCUACAGGAUUAUAAGGUUCCUGGAGAAAACUUUGAUACUGAUAUUGUCGAAAAAGAUUCUGGUUCUAAGUUAAGUAAACAAAAAUAUCCUGAUAUAGACAAUGAAUACUUACAACGGCGUACUCAACUUAGUAAUGUGUCUAAACAAAAUAAGUGGGAAAAUUCUAAAGAGUUUGACCAAAAUAAUUACAAAGAAAUUGUAAACCAAUCCAACGGUCGUAAUGGUUUUCAAAAUCAUGACGGUAAUGAUAUUCAAGUAAUUUCUGAUAAUAGCGUUCAACAUAUUAUGGAUAAUUCAGAAUCUUUCACUCAUCUUCCACAGCAGAAACAUCUUGAUAAUUACGAUGGAUUUGGUACUAGUAUUCAAAAAAGUUUAAGUUAUAAUAAACAACGUAACCAUUCUGAACAAUAUAAUAAAAAUCAUGAACUACAGGAUUAUAAGGCCGUUGAAGAAACAUUUAAUGCUGAUAUUGUCAAAAAAGAUUCUGGUUAUGCGUUAAGUAAUAAUCAAAAAUAUCUGGAUAUUGACAAUGGAAAAUUACAACGUGGUAUUCAAUUUGAUAAUGUUUCUAAACAAAAUAAGUGGGAGAAUUCUAAAGAGUUUGACCAACAUAAUUACAAAGAAAUUGGUAAACAAUCUAACAGUCGUAAUGGUUUUCGAAAGUAUGACUUUAAUGAUAUUCAAGUAAUUUCUGAUAACAGUGUUCAACAUAAUAUGGAUAAUUCAGAAUAUUUUACUAAUCUUCCACAGCAGAAACGUCUUGAUAAUUUCGAUGGAAUUG